Molecule: messenger RNA, 766 nt
Organism: Hibiscus syriacus
Lineage: Eukaryota; Viridiplantae; Streptophyta; Magnoliopsida; Malvales; Malvaceae
Product: H/ACA ribonucleoprotein complex subunit 2-like protein
Exons: 4
Coding region: 126-599 (157 amino acids)
Biological process (GO): rRNA pseudouridine synthesis; snRNA pseudouridine synthesis
Cellular component (GO): nucleolus; box H/ACA snoRNP complex
Molecular function (GO): box H/ACA snoRNA binding
Source: RefSeq, a predicted model, not a curated record
AAUUUCCUCGUAUGAUUUCUUUCACAUUAUACUCUUUUAACUUUGAGCUAUGAACUGCUCUGUUUGUCUAUUUCUUCCCUGUUUAUUUCAAUCCUUAGCGAAAAGGAAAGAGAAAAGAGAGGGAAAUGGGAAGCGAUAGCGAAGUGGAAAAGUCACAUCAGAAGGAGAAGGAGAGGAAGAAGAUGUUAGCCAUUGCUCCCAUCGCAAAGCCCCUUGCUGGGAAGAAGCUCUCCAAGAAAACCCUUAAACUCGUCCGCAAAGCAUCUGAGCACAAGUGCUUGAAGAGAGGAGUAAAAGAAGUAGUUAAAAGCAUUAGGCGUGGCCAUAAAGGAUUAUGUGUUAUAGCUGGAAACAUAUCUCCUAUUGAUGUCAUAACUCAUCUCCCGAUUCUAUGCGAAGAGGCUGAGAUUCCCUAUGUCUAUGUACCUUCGAAAGAAGAUCUUGCAACAGCAGGAGCUACCAAGAGACCAACAUGCUGUGUUCUGGUGUUGACAAAGCCCGCAAAAGGCGAACUCGCCCCCGAGGAACAAGAAAUGAUAAAGGCCGAUUAUGGCCAGAUAGUAUCGGAUGUAUCCGAGCUUGCAUCCUCCCUUUUUUAAUUACCAAGAGACCAACAUAAUGUGUUCUGUUGUUGCCAUUCUUGUUUUCUGCAUCUCAGGGUGUGGUGCUCUGUCACCAUCAUUUAUCUAUCUCCUCAAAACCUUUUGUUUUACUUCAUUCAACCAUUUUAAGUGUUUAAUCAGUAAAAUGUUUUAUUUCCCUUUGA